Carassius auratus (goldfish) is the source of this 928-nucleotide messenger RNA. RefSeq names its product bladder cancer-associated protein-like. NCBI's taxonomy places the organism in Eukaryota, Metazoa, Chordata, Actinopteri, Cypriniformes, Cyprinidae. The transcript is spliced from 2 exons. The coding region runs from base 240 to 503 and encodes 87 amino acids. The record is from RefSeq and is a predicted model, not a curated record.
CGGGACACCGGCCGUCGAUUGGGUCCUUUCCUUAGAGUUCCACAAAUCUACGCAUUCACCUGAAGAACUCAAUGGCGACGGCGUAUAUGCGAGAUCAGGAUUGACUUUAAAGAAUGGCAGGCCUCGUCUGGUAUUUGGACGCCGCGUCUAAUCCCUCACAGAUACACAAGGGAUCUGUGAUUGUGUAGUGUCACGUCAGAUAUCUGAGCUCAUACUAGGCGGCACAGCACACAGAGACCAUGUACUGCCUCCAGUGGUUACUCCCGGUGCUCCUGAUCCCCAAACCCUUAAAUCCAGCCCUGUGGUUCAACCACUCCAUGUUCAUGGGCUUCUACCUGCUCAGCUUCCUGUUGGAGAGGAAACCGUGUACCAUUUGUGCCUUAGUCUUCCUGGCGGCAUUGUUUCUCAUCUGCUACAGCUGCUGGGGAAACUGCUUUCUGUACCACUGCCAUGAUUCUGCACUGCCGGACUCAGCACACGACCCCAACAUUGUGGGCACCUAGGCUCGGUUUUUAACAUGGACAACCCCGUACUGCGAAUACAAGAGCCACUGGGAAGUUUCGGUUCUUUAAACCCAUGUUUACACCCGCUCUCCUCUGUAACCCGUAACAAAUCACGAUUUGAAUCUUCUCGCAGGGGCGUCUGAAGCUUGCAUGGGAUCCAUUCUCGUUGUAUUCGGUGCACAUUCUUUCAUUUCUGGAUGCUGAAUUUUUCCAAAGGGGUAGAUGAUAAUGUGUGCGUUUGUGUAUAUUGCCAUUUUGGGUUUUUGUUCAUGUGUCAAUAAUCAGUAUGAGUACAAGUGUUAAGCGGAUAGACGGCAGAUGAAUUGUCAUGCAAAUUGAGCUGAAGACAUGCUUCUGCAUUGCUGAGUUUGCUCAAAUGCUGUCUCCACUUUUAAUUCAAUAAAGUUUCUAAUGAUCAAAAUCGA